UGAUGAACUGUAAUUUGCUCAUACAUGUACCCGGACUCUUCUCAUCUUCACCAAUUUAAUAAGCAUCCCACAUCGCCAUGCUCGUCCUCCCAGAAGAACAACUAAGCGAACUUCUCCAAAAUCUCAACCGACCCAAAUGCGAGCUCCUUCUCCGCAAUCUUUCUAACGCUUUGGCUGCAUCCUCUGCCCAAAGGUCCUCCCAAAAACAACAUUUAAUCCACCAGCCAAUACGCAGCAGUAUCGUGACUACAAAUGGCGACACAACUCUUUUCAUGCCAGUGUCUGAUACACAAUCCACUGGCUUCAAAGUCGUCGCUGUUCCCCACAAUGCGCCUAUUCGAGGUGUAAUUAACCUGCUCUCUCCCGAAGGGGCCUUGCUAGGCGUGAUCAGCGCUGCAGAAGUAACCGCUUUUCGUACGGCGUUGGCAACAAUGACAUUGUUUACUCGAUGUACUUGGAUAUCCAAGAAGCACGUACUUGUUUUCGGCGCUGGACGACAAGCAGAGUGGCAUGCUCGUUUGGCUCUUUUGCUUUGCAAUACCGGUCUUAUAGAAGCCAUUACAUUCAUUAAUCGCAGCCAAGACCGUCUGGACACAUUGAUGGAUUAUCUUCUACCGGAUUUACAGCGGCGAUAUCCGGAUGUUAAGAUUUCCUCGUAUUCAAAGUCAUCCCUACAGCCUGAUGAAUAUGCGGCCCGGCUCGGUGCUGAUUUGGCUACGAGUAAUGUCUUAUUUUGUUGCACUCCAUCGGUCGAACCUUUAUUCAGCUAUAAUGCAAUUGCAGACCAAAAUCAGAGAUUCAUUUCACUGAUUGGCUCGUACAAGCCACAUAUGCAAGAAAUCGACUCGCAGACGCUGCUCUCUGGGAGGGAGGGAAAGAUUUACGUAGAUUCGGUGGAAGCAUGUCAGAAAGAGGCCGGAGAGCUAAUCAAAGCUGGGGUGAAGGAGGAUCAACUCAUCGAAAUUGGGGACAUUUUUUCAGCAGAUCCGGAUUCACAAUCGAAGAAAAUUCAUAGUGGGAUUGGUAACGUUGUAUUCAAGUGUGUUGGCAUGGGGAUUAUGGACCUGGUGGUCGCGAAGACCCUGCUUGAGAUGGCUGAAGAGAAAGGGCUUGGAACGACAGUGGCAUUCUGAGUAUAUGUAGUAGUUGCAAAGGAUGAUAUAUAUAUCCAAUCCCCAUUCUCGUCAACGCCAUCAAUUGAUGCUUUAUAAUGUAGAAAUAG
Molecule: messenger RNA, 1222 nt
Organism: Talaromyces proteolyticus
Lineage: Eukaryota; Fungi; Ascomycota; Eurotiomycetes; Eurotiales; Trichocomaceae
Product: putative proline utilization protein PrnX
Exons: 1
Coding region: 78-1133 (351 amino acids)
Cellular component (GO): cytoplasm
Source: RefSeq, a predicted model, not a curated record